This is a messenger RNA of Penaeus vannamei (Pacific white shrimp), 2541 nucleotides long. The record is from RefSeq and is a predicted model, not a curated record. NCBI's taxonomy places the organism in Eukaryota, Metazoa, Arthropoda, Malacostraca, Decapoda, Penaeidae.
AUGACAACCGAGGAACCAGGUGUUGGUCCGGGCGACGUCUGGCACGGCGUGGGUGUUAAUAUGCCCGGUUUAUUAAUAAUGGCGGUGGCAACCCUCAUUUUACCUCAUAACUCCUCAUUCUUUAUUUUCACAGUAAAUACCCGUGUAAAGUUUACAUCGGUCAUGUUCCUUGUGGAUAGAGAUGCAGACAAUCCCAAGCUCAGUCCCAUUACUGCCACAGAAUCCCAAGCUCAGUCCAUUACUGCCACAAGAAUCCAAGCUCAGUCCCAUUACUGCCACAGAAUCCAAGCUCAGUCCACUGCUCCCAAGCUCAGUCCAUUACUGCCACAGAAUCCCAAGCUCAGUCCAGCCACAGAAUCCCAAGCUCAGUCCAUUACUGCCACAGAAUCCAAGCUCAGUCCCACUGCCACAGAAUCCCAAGCUCAGUCCCAUCACUGCCAUGAAUCAAGCUCCCAUCACUGCCACAGAAUCCCAAGCUCAGUCCCAUCACUGCCACAGAAUCCCAAGCUCAGUUCCAUUACUGCCAUAGAAUCCCAAGCUCAGUCCCAUUACUGCCACAGAAUCCCAAGCUCAGUCCCAUUACUGCCACAGAAUCCCAGCUCCCCAUCACUGCUCCCAAGCUCAGUCCCAUUACUGCCAACAGAAUCCCAAGCUCAUUCCAUUACUGCCAUAGAAUCUUCAACUCACUCAGUCCCAUCCAGAAAUCAAGCUCCCAUUACUGCCAUAGAAUCCAAGCUCAAGUCCAUUAACUUGCCACCAGGAAUCCCAAGCUUCAGUUCAAUCACUGCCACAGAAUCCAAGCUCAGUCCCAUCACUGCCACAGAAUCCCAAGCUCAGUCCCAUUACUGCCACAGAAUCCCAAGCUCAGUCCCAUCACUGCCACAGAAUCCCAAGCUCAGUCCCAUUAAGCUCAGUCCUCCCAGUCCCAUCACUGCCACAGAAUCCCAAGCUCAGUCCCAUUACUGCCACAGAAUCCCAAGCUCAGUCCCAUUACUGCCACAGAAUCCCAAGCUCAGUCCCAUCACUGCCACAGAAUCCCAAGCUCAGUCCCAUUACUGCCACAGAAUCCCAAGCUCAGUCCCAUCACUGCCACCCAAGCUCAGAAUUACCCAAGCUCAGUCCCAUUACUGCCACACAGAAUCCCAAGCUCAGUCCAUUACUGCCACAGAAUCCCCCAGCUCAAGGCUCAGUCCCAUCACUGCCACAGAAUCCCAAGCUCAGUCCCAUUACUGCCACAGAAUCCCAGCUCAGUCCCAUACUGCCAUAAGAAUCCAAGCCUCCCCAUUACUGCCACAAAUCCCAAGCUCAGUCCCAUUACUGCCCAGAAAUCCCAAGACUCAAUCCCAACAGAAUCUCAGUAACUUGCUUUUGAAUCCCAAGCUCAGUUUCCCAUUACUGCCACAGAGAUCCCAAGCUUCCCAACUGCUCCCAAGCCUCAGUCCCAUCUGUCCCUCACUGCCAUCAGAAUCCCAAGCUCAGUCUCCAUUACUGCCACUCAGUCCCAUAGAAGCUCAGUCCAUUACUGCCAUCCAAGCUCAGUCCCAUUACUACCACAGAAUCCCAAGGCUCAGUCCCAUCAGUCCCAAGUUUCAGUUCCAUACUUGCCACUUCAGUUCCAUUACGCCACAGAAAUCCCAAGCUCAGUUCGCAUUACUGCCACAGAAUCCAAGCUCAGUUCCAUUUACUGCCACAAGAAAUCCCAAGCUCAGUAUCCCAAUGCACAGAUUUCCCAAGUUAGUUCCGAUUACUGCCACCAGAAUCCCAGCUCAGUUCCAUUACUUGCCACAGAUCCCAAGCUCAGUCCAUCACUGCCACAGAAUCCCAAUCAGUUCCAUUACUGCCACAGAAUUCCAGCUCAGUCCCAUUACUGCCACAGAAUCCCAAGCUCAGUCCCAUUACUGCCACAGAAUCCCAAGCUCAGUCCCAUUACUGCCACAGAAUCCCAAGCUCAGUUCCAUUACUGCCAUAGAAUCCCAAGCUCAGCUCCAUUACUGCCACAGAAUCCCAAGAAUCCCAAGAAUCCCAAGCUCAGUCCCAUUUACUGCCAUUGAAUCAAGUCAGUCCCAUUACUCCAACAGAAUCCCAAAGCUCAGUCCCCAUUACUGCCACAGAAUCCAAGCUCAGUCCCAUUUACUGCCACAGAAUCCAAGCUUCAGUCCCAUUACUGCCAUAGAAUCCCAAAUCCAAGCUCAGUUCAUUUACUGCCUAGAAUCCACAAGCUCAGUCUCAUUACUGCACAGAAUCCCAAGCUCAGUCCCAUUACUGCCACAGAAUCCCAAGCACUCGUCCACUAUCACUGCCAUUAAGGCUCAGUUCCAUUCUGCCACCAAAUCCCAAGCUCAGCUCCAUUACUGCCCACAGAAUCCAAGCUUCAGUUUCCAUAGCUUGCCAAACAGAAAUCCCCCAAAGCUCAGUCCCAUCACAGAACUCCACAGGCUCCAGUCACCCAUCCACCGUCGCGCCACAGAUCCAAGCUCAGUCCCAUCUCAACUCGCCACAGGGCAGACUCGCUCUCCAGUUAUUUCUGGGUCUCCCAUCUAA